Castor canadensis (American beaver) is the source of this 2424-nucleotide messenger RNA. NCBI's taxonomy places the organism in Eukaryota, Metazoa, Chordata, Mammalia, Rodentia, Castoridae. The record is from RefSeq and is a predicted model, not a curated record.
AGUGAAAAUGACACAGCUGACAACUCAGAUGACUGGCAGAACCUGGGGAUCCUCAAGGCAGGCAGACUAGAGAAGUUGGUGGAUCAUCUGGUACCAUGUCUAGUGUUCAAGGACCCCCUUUUUGUCCCUACCUUCCUGUGCACCUACCAAUGUUUCACAACCACACAGCAGGUUCUGGACCUGCUGUUCACAAGGGCCAUCUCCAUCCUGAUCACCUGGCUGAACCAAUACUUAGAGGACUUCUGUCAGCUUCCAGACUUUCUGUGCCUCAAGUUCUUGAUAGCACAGCUCAACAUGCCAGGGUCAAAUGAGGAGUGCCAUGCUCAGCUUCUUCUGGCCCAGUGGGAACACGUGGAGUCCAGUGAGCCUGAAACUGAGAGGGAGCAGCCUGUGUCAGAUCCUUCAGAGCCUUCAGAUGUGACCACAGAGAACAGAUGGAAUGAGGAGAAGCCUCAUGUCUUGUUGGCAUUCCCACCUGAUUUAAUUGCAAUGCAGUUAACUCAGAUGGAUGCUGAACUAUUCAAGAAGGUGGUGCCCUACCACUGCCUGGGUUCUAUUUGGUCCCAGUGGAACAAGAAGGGCAAUGAGCAUCUCGCAGCCACCAUUCAUGCCACCAUCAUCCAAUUCAACAAUGUGGCCACCUGUGUGAUGACCACUUGCCUUGGUGAUUGGAGUAUGAAGGCCCCAGACAGGGCCAGGGUGGUGGAACACUGGAUUGAGGUUGCUGGUGAGUGUGGCGUUCUGAACAAUUUCUCUUUCCUCUAUGCUAUUCUCUCUGCUCUGCAGAACAUUGCCAUCUACAGCCUGAAGAGGACUUGGGAAGAAGUCUGUAGUGAAAACUUCCAGAAAUUUGAGAUGCUAUCAAGAAUUUUUUCUCCUGAAAACAAUCACUCCAUGAGCAGAAAGCUGCUCACCACAGGGAAAUAUCCAAAUGCAACCAUAGGGUGGAAGUCCAAGAGGACUGAGAGGCAGUCCAAGGAGAUGGGCACCAUCCCCUACCUGGGCAUCUUUCUCACUGACCUAGUGAUGUUGGACAAUGCCAUGAAGGACUAUCUUAAUGAGAGAAUCAUCAACGUUGAGAAGAUGAGGAAGGAGUUCCAUGUGAUCAACCAAAUCAAGCAGCUGCAGGCUACUUAUUAUAAGUACAACAUUUCACCCCAGGAGCUCUUUGGGCUGGUUCUGGGAUGGACAUCUCAGUGUGGCACAAAGGCCCUGGGCAGGAGUCAGGAUGUGGCUCUUUUUAGCCUCAACAUAGCCUUCCAUAGCUACAAGCUUUCAUGUAAUUUGGAGCCUCCAUCCAUGUCAGCUAGCACUACCCACAAGACCAAGAACACAGCCAUUGGGAGCAGCUGCCAGGCCCCCAACACAGAGUGCUAUACCAAGCCCUAUGACCAGCUCAAGUGUGACAACAAUUUCAGCAGUGGGUACAUGGGUGACCAAUUCUGCAUGAACUCAACUGGGUCCUCCAGGUCAGACAUACAAUAGAUCAACAUGAGUUUUAUCCUGGAGUCUCCUGAUGGCCAGGAAAAGGUGACUUUCCAUCCUUUGACUCCUCCCCAAAGUGCCAGCCUUUCGGCCUCUUAGUCAUCCUCUUAGUCUUCCAGCAUUAGCUCCACCUUGACCACCACUAGCAGCAACAAGUUCCCUAUCUCUUGGGUCUGCAACACCUGCUUCACAAAGGCCCUCUACAACCAGCAGGUGGGUGACUAUGCUAUCAUCCGUAUGAGCCUGGAGGUCAACAGUAGCAACUUCUACAAGAGCAUCCUGGUGACCAGUCAGGAUAAAUCUCGCAUCAUCCACAAGGCCAUGGAUAAUCACAAUCUAGACAUGGAUAAUCCAGAGGACUGUGAGCUGGUACAGAUAAUCUCAAAAAAUUGCAAGAUGAAAAUUCCUGGUAAUUCUAAUGUAUAUUAUGCCAUGAAUUCAUCUGCUAACUAUCAGUUUAUUCUGAAGAAAAGAACACUCAAUAGAUGGACAGUGGGAAAGCAUGGUGCCAGACUCACCCUGCCUUGGAGUAAGCGGAAAGGACUCAGAUUUUCCAAAGGCAUAUUUUGCAGUGAACAGGAGCAACUCUGCCCACUGAAGACAUUGCAUACUAAAUCAAAUAUGAAAGGUGGAGACUCAGGAUCCCCCAGGUGGAAGGAACAAGGAACCCUGAAAUGCUCUGGAGUCUUGGUGGAAGAGGCCCAGCUCCCAUCCUUCGAGCCCUACCCCUUCGUUUUCCUACCUCAGUCCCUAAACCCCUCCAUAGAGAAGUUUUCUGCUCAAAGUGAAUUAGAUCUUCCUAUUCAGGGGCCACUGUCCCUUGAAUCCUCCAUGUCUAAGUCCAGUACUGGAAUCUUCGUUCUAUCCUGGAUCCUCAUGGACCUGAUCCUGCUGCACUUCAGGCAUCUCUUUCACAGUCAUUCUCAGGAAGGCCACUGA